Messenger RNA from Cygnus atratus (black swan), 2103 nucleotides. RefSeq names its product cAMP responsive element modulator (gene CREM). The coding region runs from base 124 to 1116 and encodes 330 amino acids. NCBI's taxonomy places the organism in Eukaryota, Metazoa, Chordata, Aves, Anseriformes, Anatidae. The record is from RefSeq and is a predicted model, not a curated record. Gene Ontology annotation, molecular function: protein binding; RNA polymerase II cis-regulatory region sequence-specific DNA binding; DNA-binding transcription factor activity, RNA polymerase II-specific. Gene Ontology annotation, biological process: regulation of transcription by RNA polymerase II. The transcript is spliced from 8 exons. Gene Ontology annotation, cellular component: ATF4-CREB1 transcription factor complex; nucleus.
AGCGCCCCCCGCGGCGGCGCGGCUGCAUCAGCGCUGACGUGAGGGCGACGCGCGGCUCUGCCCGGCCCAAUCCCCCUCCACCCCCACCCCCCUGUGACGGGGGCAGCGCGCACAGGGCGCCGGAUGACCAUGGAAAUGGUUGAAUCGCAACAGGAUGAAAAUACAGUGGAUUCUCUGCCAGACAGAGAUGCUGUUCAUGAUCAGAGUCAGCCAGGCGAAAGUCAUAUUUCCUCAGUACCUCAGGUUUCUGUAGCUGCAUCAAGUGCUGGAAGAGGAUCUCCAGCAGUAACUCUAGUGCAGUUGCCUUCUGGUCAAACUGUUCAUGUCCAGGGUGUCAUUCAAGCCACACAGCCCUCAGUCAUUCAGUCACCACAAAUGCAAGCUGUUCAGGUAGCAUCGAUUGCAGAUGAGUCUGCAGAAUCAGAAGAGAUAAUUGAUUCUCAAAAACGUAGGGAAAUACUUUCAAGAAGGCCUUCAUACCGAAAAAUUUUGAAUGAACUCUCUUCAGAUACUCCUGCAGUCCCGAAGAUUGAAGAAGAAAAGUCAGAAGAAGAAGGAGUGCCUUCUGGAAUUUCUCCAAUGUCCAUGCCAACCAGCCUGUAUCAGACUAGCUCAGGGCAAUACAUUGCUAUAACUCAAGGUGGUACAAUCCAGAUUUCUAAUCCACCCUCUGAUGGAGUCCAGGGACUGCAGGCCUUAACGAUGACAAAUUCAGGAGCUCCUCAGCCUGGUGCUACCAUUGUGCAAUAUGCGGCACACUCGCCUGAUGGCGCACAACAGUUUUUUGUUCCUGGAAACCAGGUUGUUGUUCAAGCUGCCACUGGAGACAUGCCAGCUUACCAGCUUCGAACUCCCACUACUACCUUACCUCAGGGAGUGGUAAUGGCAGCCUCGCCUGGGACUCUGCAUAGUCCUCAGCAGCUGGCAGAAGAGGCAACGCGCAAGAGAGAGCUGCGACUUAUGAAAAAUAGGGAAGCUGCCAGAGAAUGUCGCAGAAAGAAGAAAGAAUAUGUCAAAUGUCUUGAAAAUCGUGUGGCUGUGCUUGAAAACCAAAACAAGACUCUCAUUGAGGAACUCAAGGCCCUCAAAGAUCUUUAUUGUCAUAAAGCAGAAUAACUGUCUUUCAUUUGGACCUUGUUUAUUAUGAACUUUAAUCAAGGCAUGAGAGGAAGCAAUUCUACAGAUUGCCAUAUGAACUUGAGAAAGAGACACUUGAGGCCCUUGUGGAACCCAGUUUUGCUUAGUGUUUUCAGACUGAUUUGGGAGAUAUUCCAAAAUUUGGAAUUCAGUCGUAGUCUCCCUACUCUGCUGAGCUUUCUAAUAGCAUGCAAAUGGCUUUUUUGUUUGCACUUUUUACUUCUGCUUUUUGCAGGGAAGCUGCUAAAGAAUGUCGACGUCGGAAGAAAGAAUACAUAAAAUGUCUGGAGAGUCGUGUUGCAGUGCUAGAAGUUCAGAACAAGAAACUUAUAGAGGAGCUUGAAACCCUUAAAGACAUUUGCUCUUCCAAAACAGAUUAGUAGAAAUAUUUAUUAUACUGUGAACUGACUAAAAUAUUUCCAGUUGCUUUAUAAGGCAAUACAUAGCCAACAUGAAUUAUGGUUUUCUCUUUGUGUCAUUUAUAUUAUAUUCCAACUUCUAACAUUCCCAAAAUGCUUUCCUGCUUUUUGUCAAUUCAUAGCUCCAAUUUCAGGUUUUCCACGCUCCUCCUUUCCACCUCGCAAGGAGCCAAAUGCUGUAAAAAAAAAAAAAAUAACAAAGUGAAAAAGUGCAUAAUUUCUAAGAGCUGUUUCUUUGCCAUAUAUUUACAUACUACUUUUUACGUGUUACUGCUAGUGGCCUGCACAUACAAAAUAUUUUACAGUUGUUUUAAAUGAAUCACAAAGGUAAUGCAUCCAGUAAUACAAGAAAAUCAAACAACCCAAGGUAUCUCAGGAAAGAGUUUAUAAAAGAAUGUUAUGAUUACAUGUAUGUACUAGCAUACUAGUCUACAAAUGAUUUUAUGGCAUAUUUUUAUAUUAGUUGCUUUGUGGGGGAAAAAAAGUGUUGUAUUGCUGUCACUGAGUGCCAUGGUUAAAGAUAGUUUUUAAUAGAACCAUGUUGUUU